UUUUCAAUAUAAUUUACCUACUUUUUUCAAUGACAUCAAAAAAGAAUACCUUGUUAUCAUUUUUCACAAGCAAUAAAAAAAUUCGAAGAGAAAAUGAAAAUAACGAGACUGAAGUGAACUCACCAGUAAGAAAAAUUACAGAAGUAAACAAUUCUGCAUGUACCACAAAUUCUUUAGAAAGUUUUAGUGAGGCAUCGAAUUCACGAUUACAGCAAGAUGAUUUUAUUUGUGAAAAUAAUCAAACGCUCGGCAAUGCUAAUGACAUAGGUUAUUUUGUAGAAUGUUUAUCUUUAACAGAUGCUGAUAAAAAGCUUGUGCUAACUAAUCUAUGGGUACCAGAUGUUGAAUAUAAAUUCCCAUUGCUUGCAAAAAAUGAAAAACGUGGCUUAAGAUUUCAGCAUAAAUGGCUAAAAGAAUUUAAUUGGCUGGCGUAUUCAAAUGUCAAAAAUGGGACAUUCUGUAAAUACUGUGUACUGUUUGCAAAAAAUGGUGGUGUUGGAAGCCAGCCUUUGGGUAGCCUUGUUACUGUUGCUUUCAGCAACUGGAAGAAGGCAAAAGAGACUUUUCGGGCUCGUGGAAGUUUGAAAUAUCAUACAUUGUCUGUUCUAGACUCUGAACACUUUUUAAAAUAA
Metopolophium dirhodum (rose-grain aphid) is the source of this 632-nucleotide messenger RNA. RefSeq lists its product as uncharacterized. Bases 30 to 632 code for a protein of 200 amino acids. The record is from RefSeq and is a predicted model, not a curated record. The transcript is spliced from 5 exons. Lineage: Eukaryota; Metazoa; Arthropoda; Insecta; Hemiptera; Aphididae.